UCCUAGUAAUUCAUUACUUUGUUCUGUUGUGUUUCACCUUCUUGUUCCCUUGCCUUGGAAUUUUUAUUUGCAGCGCCAUGUUCCAUUUUGGCUGUCACCGUCGAAGUGCUCUUCUCUAUCUCAGCGCUAUCUCAUCAACCCAAAAACCAAAAUGUUACGUUUUUCUUCAACUGAAACCCUACCCUUCACCCCUCUCUCUCUUCUCUACCACUUCUCAUUCUUCUGAUAAACAAUCUUUCACCAUUACCUACUUCACUGACAACUGUGGAUUCUCACACCAAGCAGCUCUCAAAGCAUCCAACCGAGUUCGUUUCGACGAGCCAAAGAAACCCGAUUCGGUCAUCGCCUUCUUCACAAACCACGGUUUCUCCAUCUCCCAGAUACACAACAUCAUUGGCAGGUUACCAGAGCUGCUUGUAUUCGACCCCACCAAAACGCUUUUGCCCAAGUUUCAAUUCUUAGCCUCCAAAGGUUCUGACAUAGUUACCACUGUGACUAGGUACCCGUAUUUCCUGCGCCAAAGCCUUGAGCAUUACAUAAUACCUGCAUUUGAAUUUGUAAGGACAUUCUCUCCAUCUGAUGAAAAAGCAAUCGCUUGUGUACUAUUUGGUUCCAAUACCAUUACUAUUGAUCACAUGAAAUCAAAAGUAAAUUUGCUGCUUGAUAUGGGACUGUCUCCCUCAAACAUAUACCUUUUAUUUAGAAUUUCGCCCACUAUACUCAGAUUUGCUGACUUGAAGGAGGCUGUGGAGGAAGUCAAGGGAUUGGGAUUUCAUCCCUCUAAAUCUCUUUUUGUUGUAGCAUUACAGGCCAAAAGGGCUGUAUCCAAAUCGCUUUGGGAUGCCAAACUCGAUGCCUUUAAGACAUGGGGCUGGUCUGAAGAUGAUGUUCUGGAUGCAUUUAGGAGGGAUCCCCACAUUAUGACAUACUCAAUCAAAAAAGUAAAUGCAGUGAUGAGUUUUUGGGUCGACCAUCUUGGUUGGGACCCUUCAGUGCUUCUAGCCGUGCCAUCACUUUUUGGAUAUAGUUUGGAGAAAAGGCUUAUGCCAAGGGCCUCAGUUGUCCAGUAUCUUCUCUCCAGAGGUUUGAGGAAGAAAGAUGCUAGCUUAAUUAAACCAUUUAUGUUGACUGAGAAGUUGUUCCUGCAAAAAUUUGUGGAAUGUUUUGAGGAGGAGGAAACAUCUAAGCUACUUAGUCUAUAUCAGGGAGGACGCUAGCAUCUGGUACUUUGUUAACUUAUGAAUACAGAAUUCUUUGUAAGCUAGCAUCUCUUUCUUAAUUUCAUUACAGUAUCUGUUCUACUCUUGUCUUUAUCUGGAUUUUUGGUAGUUUGAAUAUGUUAAUACAAUUGUGUGGCACGCUUGUAAUUGUGCAGAACUUGCUUUCUUUUUAUUUAUAGAGGUCUUAAUUCUUAAAUAUCUUUGUCUUAAUUGUGUGAUUCUUGCUCUUAUGCUGAAAAUCUCACAAGCCUUACUGCCUUAGUCAGCUCUACACUUCUGCAACUUUUGAUGUUUGCUUUCCCGAGAGCUUUUCUUUCAAUCUUCAUAUAGUAAACAAUAAUGCAGUUUACUUUUAGAGACACAUGAUGAAACUUGAACUUAAUUGCAUCUUGUGUUCAGCAAUCAGGCUGUACAGUAGCAAAUAGUGUUCUUUAAGUUUACCAUAUUAAUGCAAAUCCCAGACGUGUAUCAAGGUUAGGGUUCCUUCAUAAAGUCGUGGAGGCUUCAACUGAUUUAUAUCUGUUUCAGACCUUCCUGUGGGAAGAACCUUCCUCUAUGACAUUGCUUGCUUCCAUCUGAUGAAACACCUAAAAAGAUCACGGACACAACGGAAAUUUGUUCGGCUAAUUUUUUUG
This is a messenger RNA of Lotus japonicus, 1855 nucleotides long. RefSeq names its product transcription termination factor MTERF8, chloroplastic-like. NCBI's taxonomy places the organism in Eukaryota, Viridiplantae, Streptophyta, Magnoliopsida, Fabales, Fabaceae. The record is from RefSeq and is a predicted model, not a curated record. Gene Ontology annotation, molecular function: double-stranded DNA binding. The transcript has a single exon. Gene Ontology annotation, biological process: regulation of DNA-templated transcription; chloroplast organization. Gene Ontology annotation, cellular component: chloroplast. Bases 78 to 1217 code for a protein of 379 amino acids.